Peromyscus maniculatus bairdii (prairie deer mouse) is the source of this 878-nucleotide messenger RNA. RefSeq names its product kallikrein related peptidase 15 (gene Klk15). The record is from RefSeq and is a predicted model, not a curated record. Gene Ontology annotation, biological process: proteolysis. NCBI's taxonomy places the organism in Eukaryota, Metazoa, Chordata, Mammalia, Rodentia, Cricetidae. Gene Ontology annotation, molecular function: serine-type endopeptidase activity. Gene Ontology annotation, cellular component: secretory granule.
AUGUCUCCCGCAGCUCAGGAUGGUGACAAGGUGCUGAAAGGCGAGGAGUGUGCGCCUCAUUCGCAGCCGUGGCAAGUGGCCCUCUACGAGCGUGGCCGUUUCAACUGUGGCGCUUUCCUAAUCUCCCCACGCUGGGUGUUGACUGCUGCCCACUGCCAAACCCGUUUCAUGCGAGUGCGCCUUGGCGAACACAACCUUCGCAAGCGUGAUGGUCCAGAGCAAGUGCGAGCCGUUUCUCACAUCAUCCCACAUCCCGGCUACGAGGCUCGCACCCACCUGCACGACAUUAUGUUGUUGCGGCUUCUCCAGCCUGUCCGGCUCUCAUCUCAGGUGCGCCCUGUGCCUCUGCCCACGCGUUGCCCCUUUGCCGGCGAGGGCUGUGUGGUGUCAGGCUGGGGCCUGCUAUCAGACAACAAGCCUGGAGCCACAGGGAGCCGCAAGUCACAAGUGAGACUCCCGGAUGCAUUGCAUUGUGCCAACAUCAGCAUUAUCUCCGAGGCAUCUUGCAACAAGGACUACCCUGGUCGAGUGUUGCCCACCAUGGUGUGUGCUGGUGUAGAGGGCGGCGGCACGGACUCCUGUGAGGGUGACUCUGGAGGACCCUUGGUCUGUAGCGGUGCCGUGCAGGGCAUCGUAUCCUGGGGUGAUGUCCCCUGCGAUACUACCACCAAGCCUGGCGUCUACACCAAAGUCUGCAGCUACACGGAGUGGAUCCGGGAAAACAUGAAAACAAGAAACUGACUGUUGGUGCACCACCUAGGUCCCUCACUAACCACCUGGGACCCUGACCAAGAAUUCCCCAUAGCCGGCCAGCAGCCCCAUUCCUACCGGAGACAGAGCUGAGUCCUCCUUCCCAUUGACAUACACUGCUAGCCAGG